UGCAUGUGUUUUGUAAAUAAAAAGCUUUAAUAAUAAAAAAAAUUAUAGCAAAAAAGGGAGAAAAUAGCACGAAGGACUCAGAAAUUUUAGAACACGGAAUGUCAGAGAUUAAAGGGAUUUGGGGAAAUAGAACGUUACAAUCUGGAACGCUGAGCAUCAGACUAGAGGGGCUUGUUAGAACAGCAAGUGUCAGCAACAGUGAUCCAUGGCCAGGCUUUUGGGGCCCUAGCCAGUCCUUCAGCCCAUAUUCUAUCGAGGACACAUCUUAUUGUCUUUUUAGCUUUUGCUCCUUCUCGCUAUCUCCUGAUGCAUUAAAAAAAAUCUACAGUUGGAUGUCCUGAAGGAGAUCCCGCCAUGUCACGGGCGCCCCCAUCGGCCCCUUCCUCGAUUCACCGUCUGGUUUCCCUCCCCAGGCUCACUCCCAGCAUCCUCACUCCUCUGAAAGCGCUCCUCCCGCCCGCCCUCCUGCAGAAACACCCGCUGCCGCCUGCACAGACCCACCCCCCCGGAGGACCCCCCUUCCCGACCCUUCCCAGCAAACCUUACCCGCCGUUCCAGAGCCCGGCAGCCCCGCCGCUGGCCCCCCAAGGCUACCAAGGCAGCUUCCAUUCCAUCCAGAACUGCUUCCACUACGGAGACUGCUACAGGGCAGCGGAGCCGGCCAGCGGUGGCGGGGACGGCCUGACGGGAGAGCCCCAUGGCUAUAAUCCUCUGAGGGCCAACGGCUACCACCCUCUGAGCACCCCCUUACCUGCCCAAGGCUAUGAUACCCUGUCUGACGGCCCGUGUGGACCCCCGGAAGCAGGCACCACCAGCCCAGAGGAGAAUGGCUUCUUCCCCAAUGGCUCCUUUGACCCCUGUUUGAAUUCCCUCCCUUCCAUCUACACCGACACCUAAGGCCGGCCCGGCCCCUCGAGGCCCCCCCAUCUCACCCCCCUUGUAUCCAAGCUUCUCCCCAGCCUGGUUUUCAGGCCCGCAUAUUAGCAAGGGCCGGAAGCUUCUAUGAGCUCCGCUACACCCCCACCCAGCACAGCUCGCCCCGGGGCCCCCCCGGGACACGGCCCCCCGGCCCGAGCGGCUGCCACGGGCCCAGAAGGGGAGCUCCCCUGGGUGCCGGGCACAGCCAGGCCCUCCUAGACGUUAUCGGGACUUUUUUUUAAUUUUAAGCUCACAGACCUCAUGUAUAUAAAUUGUACAGAAGUGACGUCCAUUUCCUCAGCUGGUUUUCUAUGUUCAGUUUUACAAGAAAGCAUUAAAAACUGGAACCAUACACAGCGUGACUGCGGCCCUCUGUGUCUGGGAAGCAGGCUGGAGCGAGGGUGCCCUGGGUGCCCUCGCUGGCUGGGAGCGCGGAGAGGGGCAGAGGCUGGCGCUGAGACACUGGCCCCUUGUCCACUCUGGGCCUCAGCUUCCCCGUUCUGUUAAAUGGGAAUGAUCCCUGCUCCCCAGGAAGGCUGUGAGUGCCCGCAGAGGUCACGGACAUAAGGGGACUGUAGGGAGUUGUCUCCAUUAGCAUGUUUUUAUCGAUGGCAAUGGAGAAACCGUGGAUGUGCUACCUCCACACCGGUGUGUCCCAAAAGUCUUAGUGCAGUUUUAAGCUUUAGAGACAAGGAGAG
Molecule: messenger RNA, 1616 nt
Organism: Sarcophilus harrisii (Tasmanian devil)
Lineage: Eukaryota; Metazoa; Chordata; Mammalia; Dasyuromorphia; Dasyuridae
Product: zinc finger protein GLIS1-like
Exons: 3
Coding region: 355-897 (180 amino acids)
Biological process (GO): regulation of transcription by RNA polymerase II
Cellular component (GO): nucleus
Molecular function (GO): DNA-binding transcription factor activity, RNA polymerase II-specific; RNA polymerase II cis-regulatory region sequence-specific DNA binding
Source: RefSeq, a predicted model, not a curated record